AUGAAGAUUUUACUUGAAUUUCAAGUGUUGCGGUCCUCAUGGAGUAUCCAGACUCUCCACAGAUUAUUCCACCAGUAUCACAAGACUUUUGCACCUUUGAAUUUCUCAGAUUAUGAAGCUAUCAGUCGUUGUCAACAGGAAGUACCCGAGUACCUUAAUUUUGCAAGUGAUGUGCUGGACAAAUGGUCUCAAAUAGAAAAGGAAAAAAAAGGACCAUCAAACCCAGCUCUUUGGUGGAUAAAUGGGAAAGGAGAUGAAAUGAAAUGGAGCUUUGAAGAGCUGGGCUUCCUGUCCCCAAAAGUGGCCAAUGUGCUCUCUGGCCCAUGUGAUCUGCAAAGAGGAGACAGAGUUUUGGUGAUUCUAUCCCAAAUCCCAGAGCGGUGGCUGCUGAACGUGGCUUGUAUGCGAACAGGUGUUAUCAUCAUCCCAGGGACAACACAACUGACAGCAGAAGACGUCUAUAGAUUGCUGGCUUCCAAAGCUAAGUGCAUUAUUACGACUGAUGUGCUUGCUCCUGCCGCGGACUCAGUUGCAUCCAAGUGCCAGUUUCUGAAGACGAAGCUAAUUGUAUCUAAAAGCAGCAGAGCCAAGUGGCUGAACUUCAGUGAUUUGCUCAAGUAAUCUGCCCCUGCUGUCCAUAACUGUGUGAAGACAAAAAGCCGGGAUCCCAUGGCAAUCUAUUUUACCAGUGGUGCCACAGGCUCCCCCAAAAUGGUUGAACAUUCCUAUGGACGCUUUGGUCUGGGUUUUUUUCUCUGUGGAAGAUACUCGAUGAAUUUGACUCCCUCAGAUAUCGUGUGGAACAUGUCAGACACUGCUUGGGUAAAGGCAGCUAUUGGGAGCAUUUUUGGUCUGUGGUUCCAGGGCACGUGUGUUUUUGUACAUGCCAUGCCACAGUUUGAUCCAAGAGCAAGCUUAAGGAUGUCAGGGAGAGCAGAAUUUGUCCCUUUCUGUUCUCUGAUGCUCAGCAAUGUCCUCUGUCUAUGAAGGUACGCAUUCAAGACACUGAAGCACUGUUUGUCUGGAGGGGAACUACUCAACCCAGAAGUGAUGGCACAGUGGAAAAAACAAACAGGACUGACAAUCUAUGACGGCUAUGGCCAAACCGAAAUUAGAAUGAUACGUGCAAACAUGAAAGGAAUGAAAAUUAAGCCAGACUCCUUGGGAAAGCCAGCUCCCCACUACGAUGUUCAGAUUAUAGAUGAAGAUGGCAGUGUUCCGCCUCCUGGGAAAGAAGGAGACAUUGCUAUCAAAAUGGAUGCCCAGUGGCCAUUUUCUAUUUUCACUCGAUACCUGGAUGAUCCAGUGAAAACUGUUUCCACAAUCCAUGGGAGUUUCUCUAUCACUGGAGACAGAGGGAGCACAGAUGAAGAUGGAUACGUAUGGUUUAUGGGGAGAUCUGAUGAUGUCAUGAUCUCUUCCGGGUACUGUAUUGGACCAUUUGACGUAGAGAGUGCCCUGAUACAGCACCCAGCUGUCGUUGAGGCAGCUGUUGUCAGCAGCCCAGAUCCCAUCAGAGGAGAGGUGAUUAGGUACAACUAG
Tauraco erythrolophus (red-crested turaco) is the source of this 1542-nucleotide messenger RNA. The record is from RefSeq and is a predicted model, not a curated record. Lineage: Eukaryota; Metazoa; Chordata; Aves; Musophagiformes; Musophagidae.